Oikopleura dioica is the source of this 6489-nucleotide messenger RNA. NCBI's taxonomy places the organism in Eukaryota, Metazoa, Chordata, Appendicularia, Copelata, Oikopleuridae. The record is from the annotation of a GenBank genome assembly.
AUGAGUGAAACACAGGCUGUUUAUUAUGUCACGAAGCACAGCUGGCGUGGCAAAUACAAGCGGCUCUUUGCGAUUACCAAGAAAGGUUUGAAAACUUUCAACCCAUCCGCCCCACAUGAAGAUACGAACGCUUGGGGAUGGGACGAGCUCAAUACAAUCAGUCUCGAUUCAAAGUCGCGCUCCCAAAGCGAGUUCCUUAUCCACAUCAAGAAAAAGGGAAAAGUGGAGACGAUGAAGUUCUCGACUGAGCAUCGAGACGAGUUGAUGACAGAGGCGAUGCAGUUUUAUGAGAAAAUGGCCGGUCUCGCAAAUGUGGCGAGAUUCAACGCUGUGAAGCACAAGUGGGACGAGAGCGUUGACCAUUGUACAGUCAUCGUUGGCCCUGCCAGUAUGUACGUCGUUCUCAAAACAGGACAGAUCAAGCACCGAUUCGACUAUCGCCUAAUACAAGGAUUCACAGAAGUCACCGAUGUCAAUGGCGGCUUCGUGGUUGUUUACGAAGAGCACAAACGGCUCUACCUUCUUGGCUCGAAUCAAAGGAAUGAAAUUAUCCAAGCUUGUCAAGAAGCAGCAGCGGCAAAUCUCUGCAUCGGCUUGAAAAGAAUAAAGCCAGGAAUCUCAUCUGUCGACUUUCAUUCGCGACGAAUGGGCGACUUCUCGACUGAUGAAGCUCUUACUUCAUACGUUGAGUUCAACGUAACAAAAACCCGGCCGGAUGGUCGUCCAAGCACGCGUCGCGCUCUCUGCCUCACGGAAAACUGCCUUAUCGAGCGAGAUCCAGCCACUUAUUCUAUUGCUUCUCUUCGCUCACUUCAGCGCAUCGCUGGAAUUGCCAGAUCGAAAGCAAAUCCCCAACAGUUUAUCAUCGAGUUCGACAAUAGAAGACAAAACUGUUAUCUUUCUCCCGAGCGUGAUUCUCUUCUAGCAACGUUGUUGGACUCUGUCCGUGGAUCUGGAAAUCGCGAUGUUUGCGUCAAAAGCUCGCCAGGAGAUCCACACAUGCGAUGGGCACCUCUCUAUGCUGGCCCUGAUGAAGAUAUUGAAACCCUUCUUCUCAAAUUCCUCGGAACAGGAGGCAACGACGUAGACGAUGCAGUCCUGAGAUUCAACGCGAAUGUUUCAGCAUCCGGAUUGGCCUUUGCCGUUAGUCAAGAGCGUCUCUUUGCGCAAAAUAAAGAAAAACUAAUCGAAAUGGCGAUUUCUGCCCUUCUCUCCGCGAAAGUAAAGGACCCAGAAGCCAAGUUUUUCGCUUUGAGAAGAUUGGUCAGCUCAAAAGCUGGUUUCUCUGCGUUCACAACACUCGCGCGUUUUAGAGAUUCCCUCGGAGCCGGUGUUGUGGAAGCGCUAAAAGCAGAUGAUGAUGCUGUCCUUUGUGCAGCUGUUGAUUCUCUUGCUGCACUUAUGUGCCCGAUGCAUGACAAUGCUGAUUUGCGACAAGAACAGUUGAACAAAAUCUCCUUGUUGUCUUCGCAAAAGUUUCUGGAACUCCUUCUCGGGAAGUUGAAAUCUCAUUGUGACAAAAACUCUGGCGCUUUGAUCAUUUCUGCUUUGCUGGAUUUAUUCACAUUCGUCAUUUGCCCUCCCUUUUCUGAAACGACAGCGGGCGAGAAUUUCGACUGGAUGCUCACUUCCAUCGCCGGCUUGGGCAGAUCGUUCUUCAAGCUCUUUCAACACCCAAGUUUGGCUAUUCAAAAGUCAGCUGGUCUCCUGAUGCAAGCGAUGAUUGAAGAGGGGUCUCCAGAAGUCGUCAAGAACUUGCAAACUCUUGCGAUCGAUGAAGGCGCGUUUUUGAUCCACACUCAUUCUGCGCUCUUUUCUGUUGGGACUCGUGCCGCUGCUAAUCGAGGUCUUUCUCGACGUUUAAUCGCUCUUUGGGCGACGAACUUUGGGCCAACGCAAAAGCUUCUUAGACAAAUUCUCCCAGCCGGCCUUCUACGCUGUCUGGAAUCAAGCGAGUCCGUCGUUUUGACUGAUGAAGCUCACUGGCGAGGUAUCCAAAACAGAUCCAAGCCGCCCGAAGAAGUACAAGCAUCACAACCGAAACCGAUCGUCCUCCGCCGCCGCCGUGAAAAUACGAAAAUCAAGGAGAACUGGAACUUGCUUUAUUAUCAGUGUUACAAAGAUCAUCAAAAGCCCGAUUUAAUUUGGAACUACAAAACACGAGAAGAACUACGAGUGACACUUGAGAACGAAAUCAGAACCUUUACAGACGCCGUGGCAGUUAUCGGUAACGAAGACGCAGCUUGGAAUUAUGCCGAGUUUGAGGUGAUGUUCAACUCGCUAGCUUCAGAGGUCAAGGUCGGCGAUUACUACCUCCGUGUUUUACUGGACAUGGAUGGCAAACAAUCCGGACUUACUAUCCAUCAGUCUCCAGCGUUCUUCUCCCAGCUUUAUCACCGGUUUUUGCUCACCACUUCUUCGAGUAUGAAAGUACAGUGCCUUCACGCAAUGGCGAUCGUAUACGAGCGCUGUUAUGAAGAAAUCGGCCUGUUCGAAGAUGCUGGUUACAUUGUCAAGCUUUUGGAGACAACGAAGAAUAAAGCGGAACGAGAUCGAUUCGUCAUGUUCAUUGAAAAACUGAUGCUCUAUCGGGAUAAUGUGAAGCUAGUGAUUAACGCUGGUGGAGUAAAACUGCUGAUAGAUUUGGUAACGCUCGCUCACUUGCAGAAAAACAGGCCAAAGACGACUGUGCUUCAGCGGAAUGCCAUCAUCGCUGGUGAAGAGCUCGAAGCAGAACUGGAGGAAAAAGAGUGGUACUACGGGUCGGCCAAGGGUUCAACUGCAGAAAAGGAUCGAACAGGGCCCAUUAGCUCGAGCGAGAUGAAACGACUUUAUGAAGAAGGCGACAUUACUGAACGAACCAAAGUUUGGGCACAAGGCAUGGACGGCUGGAGAUGCUUCGUUGAGGUCCCUCAGCUAAAAUGGACGCUCUUGGGCGAGGGCGAGCCGAUCUUGUCGGAAUCGGAGCUCAGCGCGACGAUUUUGAACAUUUUCACAAAAAUGUGCGAGCAAUAUCCGGCGCGAGGCACGAAUGGGCAACUUAUUCGUCCACCACCACGAGUCAAGCAGCUUCUUUGCAUGUCCGACGCUUUGCCACACCUUGUCCAACUCCUCUUGACAUUCGACGUCACUUUGGUUGAAAAAGUAGCCAAGCUGCUACCGCUUAUCUUGGUCGACUCGCCUCUCAUGCCCCGAUUGUACCUCACCGGCGUUUUCUACUUCAUCAUCAUGUACACUGGCAACAACGUUCUUCCAAUCGCAGUCUUCCUCAAAAUGACCCAUCUCUUGCAAAGUUUCAAAUCAGAAGAAAUCAUGUCCAACUCGUUGAAGUCCCGCUCCAUCCUCGGUCAAAUUCUUCCUGAAGCGAUGAUCCACUAUCUUGAAAACCAUUCGGUCGAGAAGUUCUCUGAAAUUUUCCUUGGCGAGUUCGACACACCUGAAGCUAUUUGGAACUCUGAAAUGAGACGCCAAGCGAUCGAAAAGAUAGCGGCGCAUGUGGCAGAUUUUUCGCCCCGACUGCGCGCCAAUACCCGUGCCAUUUACCAAUACAUUCCACUUCCUCAAAUUAUCUACCCAAGCUUAGAGAAAGAACUCUUCUGUGGCUAUUACUACCUGCGCCAUCUUACGAACACACAAAAAUUUCCAAAGUGGCCGAUUCGCGACCCUGUGCGUUUAUUGAAAGACACCCUUAAUAACUGGCGAGCCGAGUUGAACAAGGAACCUGGUGGACUGUCAGAAGAUGAUGCUCUGCGAACUUUAGGACUUGACCCUGCUGCUGGGCCGUUUUCGGAACCAAAAGUGCGAAAGGCCUAUUUCAAAAUGGCACAAAAGUACCAUCCGGAUAAAAAUCCAGAGGGCAAGGAAAUGUUCCAAGCAGUGAACCAAGCGUACGAGCAACUUGCUGCCAAAUCAGAUGAAGUCGACGGGCCUAACCCUGUCAACAUCCGCUUACUCAUCAAGGCCCAAGCCAUUCUGUUCGAAAACUAUCGCUCUGAGCUCGAGCCGUACAAGUACGCCGGCUAUCCGAUGCUGGUUGAAACUGUCAAGUCUGAAACUGACGACGAACAGCUUUAUUCAAAGGUAGAUGCGGAACUUCUAUCGCCUUCGGUCGAGCUAGCGUAUUACACCGUUUGCUGCUCGGCAUUGAAUGCUGAAGAGUUGAAUCGGGAAAAGGGCUUGUUUGAGUUGCGAAGAUCGCUCAAUCGUUGCAUGGGAACCCUUUCAAAAUCUUCCGAAGCCACUGACUUGGACGCAAAGGUCUGUCUCUUUGUCUGCAGGACACUGACGAUGUCUGCGCAAUUCCCAUCUUGCGUUGCAAGCCUGACGGAAGAACCAGAGAGCUUAUUGGAAGAUAUCAUCAGGCUUCUCUGCUCACACCUUGUACAACUUCAACUUGCGGCUGUAGAAGCUGUAGCUGCGUUUGGAAUGAUUCCAGAGCUUCGUAAAUCGAUGAUCAAUCAAGGCGUGCUACCGAUUUUGAUGGAGUAUCUGUUCGAAUACGACUACACGUUAGAAGAAGCCGGGAUCGAAAAAGACAUGGAGAGCAACAAACAAGAGCAGAAAAACAAACUUGCAAAGCAAGCUCUCCAUGCGAUCAUCGUCCUCGCCGGUCUUUUGCCAACUCUAAAAACAGACGCGGAUAUCCGCCGCUGCCUGGAUUGCUGCAUGACUUCCUACCUCGUCAGUCUAAUGGAGCAAGGAGAUCUCGCGCUGAUGUUGAAGCUGUUCACAACGAACUCAGAAACACCGCUUCUUAUUUGGGAAGGAAUGGCGAGAAACGAACUCGCGGACUUUUUGGAGAAAGAGCGGGAAACAGCACUGAGAGAUGCAAGCGAAGUUGAUUUAUCGAGGAUGGCGAAUUUCAAGAUCUCAGCACAUUCAGAAGAGCUCAUUGUUCAUGGCGUUUUCGUCCGCGUUUUCAACGAACAGCCGCAAUUCCAACUUCCUGAUCCCGAGGGCUAUCUGAAAUCGCUUCUUGACUAUCUUGGUAAUCAAGCUCAAUAUUUCGCCUCGAUCGGAGUCGACGGAACUGUUGAUCCAACUCGACUUAAUCAAACCUCAAUGGCCCUGAGCUCAGUCUUCCAUGUUCUCUCCGCGAAUCAGCCCUAUUCCUUGCAAUGCGUAAACAGCCUCCGUCUCCUCAGCAGCUUCUUCGUUAACGAUCACACGACAAGCGAGAUCCAGCUGAACACCCUUCGAAUUUUCGGAAUCGUCGCUUCGGUCCAAGAAGUCGUCCUUGCUAUCGCGCAACAACGUCUUCUCAGCUCAAUUUUGCUCGUUGUCGAAAGGUUGACUGCUCAAGAGCACCAAUUCUUCCUUCAAGUCCUGAGCGCGCUGAGCUCACAUCCAGAAAUAGUGAAACAAUUUAUUCCAACUGGAGGUGUUUUGUACACGACAAACUUGUUUGCGAAUAGCACCGAGCCAGCUGUGAGGAAAGAAGCUGCUGCUUUGCUCGCUAAGGCAAUAUCUGAUCGACUAUCCGGCCCGCGCGUUCGAAUUUCUCUUUCAAAGCUUCUUCCACCAAUUUUUGCCGAUGCCAUGGCCGACAAUGCCGAAGCCUCGGUAGCGCUUUACGAAGGAAUUCACGAAAACCCCGAAUUGAUCUGGAGCGAAGAGACCCGUCAGCAGACUUCUCUUUAUUUGGAACGCAGUGCCAGAGAUCUUUCGCAGCAACAAGCAAAGAACCCCGAGAUCGACUGGAAACCCCCAACUGAAUCGUUCCUUCCAAACAAGGAGUUUAUCCUUGGUGGUGUUUAUAUCCGACUCCUGCUUCAAAACCCUGGUUGGCAGUUGAGAAGGCCGAAAGAAUUCAUCACGCAGCUGUUCGACAGAAUCACGGAUCUGACAGAACCAACGAACGGAAAUGUCGAUCAAAACGAGCUCGAUCAACUUUCCGAAGCUGGCUGCGGUCUUUUCACUACUCAAAUUAAUCUUUCAAAACUCGUUCCUGGCAUGGGAAUUCUACCGACUUUGAUAAAGCGACUCGGAGAAACGCAAUAUUUAAGACCUAUUCUUCUUUUACUCAACGCUUUGUGCAUGGAAUCAAGUUGCGUUGGACAAAUCGGCGAGAUUCAAGGCUCGCUCAGAGCUCUCAAGCGAUGUCUUAUUGACGAUCAAAUGGCGAUGAUAGCGUUCGAAACGAUAUUCCGAGCUACGAACCACAGUAAUUCAAACCUUACAGCCCAGGCGAUCUCAAACGAUGGCGAGUUCGUCAAAGCUCUCCUCGAGGAAUUGUCUCUGAAUCGCGUGAAUAAGUCGUCAAAAGCGCAGAUUGUCAAGAUUUUGAAGGCCUUCAUGGAAUGUCCUGAAUAUGGGCCGCAGGUCGCUGAAAUCCUCGACGAGUCUGAAAUCUGGAAAUCCUAUUCUUCCCAGAGACACGACUUAUUUAUUGAAGACAGGCCAGUUCUGGCGAUUCAAUCCGGUACCGCCCAUGCUGGUUAUCUGACACAGGGUUCUGCAGGAGUAGCCAAUGCCCCGCCGCCAUCAUGA